Messenger RNA from Oikopleura dioica, 720 nucleotides. NCBI's taxonomy places the organism in Eukaryota, Metazoa, Chordata, Appendicularia, Copelata, Oikopleuridae. The record is from the annotation of a GenBank genome assembly.
AUGAAGCUCUUGGGCUUGAUUUUAGGUCUAGUUUUGGGCCAAGAUUGCCCGUUUUAUGCAGAAGGAACCAGUGGAAGUUACAAGGUUUAUAGGCGGAAUGCAGGGAAAAGCGGACCUACACUCCUGUUCGAUGAGGCGGUGGGUGCCAUCCUCUCGACCGGUUCUGGCAAUUUAGAAAUAAAAGACCUUCGAGGGCAAUUUUGGGAAAGCGACUUCACUCGCCAGAAAGAGUCACAUGUGAUCACGAGCACCGAGUACAAACGGAACUCUCUUCAAAUUAACUUUGGCGAAAAUAUUCAUUUAUCGCUAAAUUGCCUCGACACGAGCGCACAACUGGUUCAAUUAGCGGUCGAGAAUGGAAUGGAUAGAUUUUGGCUUCGCUUUGCGGCAGGCAGCGCGGAAGAAGGUGUUUACGGCGGUGGGGAACAAUUUUCCUACUUUAACCUGCGCGGCAAGAGCUUCCAAAUGUUGACCCGCGAGCAAGGCGUCGGCCGUAACGCGUCCGAAUUAGUGAGCUUCGUGAGCGAACGAUGUUGCCGAACAGGUGGCGAGUAUCACCAUACGUACUGGCCGCAGCCAACGUGCGUAAUUUCAGGAAGCCGCCUCAGCUCACCUCCUCCUCCCUCCGGUUUACGGUGUUGUGUCAAUCGCACAAUCAUUCCGGAGCCGGUUCAAAGUCAUUUCUUCCAGAAAAAUUACGCGAUCGCGCUUUUUAUCUGA